Messenger RNA from Rasamsonia emersonii CBS 393.64, 279 nucleotides. RefSeq lists its product as uncharacterized. The transcript has a single exon. NCBI's taxonomy places the organism in Eukaryota, Fungi, Ascomycota, Eurotiomycetes, Eurotiales, Trichocomaceae. The annotation marks the transcript as partial. The record is from RefSeq and is a predicted model, not a curated record.
GUACUUACUUACUUAGUACUCUGUACGUUGGUUUAUCAUUAUCCUAUUAAUAUGUCAUGCAUGCUAUGCUAUGCUAUGCCGCAGUUCUAUUAUAAAUUUAAGGUUUUGAGAACAACAGGUUCGUCAACAAACUUCCGGUUCAUUCGUUCGGGUUUAACUAGUACUUUAUUUUCAGGUUCCAAGUCUAUGGUGUAUGUAUAUGUCAUCAUGAAUAAUGAUUGUGGCGCAUUUUUACUUGGCAGGGCACAGCCAGCCAGUCCCUACGGAAAAGAUAAAUAA